AAAGCGAGAUCAGUGUCUCGUGGAGGACCGAAGGAAUCACGUGCAUAAGAAAGAACGUCUUUUUUCAAUGUGAUUUUGACACGAAUUUUCCUUGAACAUUUUCGAACCAUUUUACAUUUGUAACGCGCGUGUAAUUGUUCUUGAGAGAUGCUACUUCUUGUUUGGAUACUCUGUAUGACAGGAGUUCAAGCUGCGACAAACCGCGACGGUCAUCCAACUACAGUACAAACUUACGAGAACAAGACUGUCUUGCUGCCUUGCUACGUGGAAGACGCGCAAACUAGGGUGAGAUGGUGGCGAGAUGAGAUCCUUCUGGCUGAAAGCAGCUUCGGGCAAGAACAGCAAUCGUCCGAACGAAUCACCCUGUAUAGCAACGGCAGUCUGCGGGUCCACCACGUCCAACGGGAGGAUAGCGGGCCGUAUGUGUGCCAGGCAAUCCGACCAUCUCCGUGGGGACACGUCACGCAAGUACACGAGAUCGAAGUGAUGUAUCCAUCCAGCGUGGAGACGGUACCGGAGCGCGGCGAGCUGGAGGUCGAUCUAAACGAGGAAGUGAUAAUGCAAUGCGUGGCGAAGGGUGUACCGGCCCCCGUCAUAAGUUGGAGGACGAAGGGCAGGGAAAUUCCAUUCAGGGACACUCGAGCGGUCCUGAGAUUUUCCGCCGACAACCGAAAUCUUUCCGGCAGGUAUAUCUGUGUCGCCAAUAACGGAAUCGGCGAACCGGCGGAGGCGCAUAUAGACCUACGUAUCAGAUAUAAGCCGGAGAUCUACGUGAAGAAACCAUGGGUGCAUGCGAAUCCGGGGAUACGAAUAACUCUGGAUUGCACAGUGUCCGCUUGGCCCGAGGCGAAGGUUGAAUGGUAUUUCAACAACAAGACGAUAAACUACACGUCGCGGAUAGUGAAAUAUAGCACCGAGAACAAUUACAGUCUAUUGAUAAAAUACGUAAUGUCAAAUGAUUCCGGUUCCUACACAUGCAGAGCUUCAAAUUCCAUGGGAAUCACCGAGAAGAUCAUCGAAUUAUCGCAGAUCGCGAAUCCGGCAGUGUUCCAAAAAGAAUCUUGCAGCGCAUCUAGCACGUCGUAUAACUUUAUCUGGUUCGCCGACAGUUACAGUCCUAUCAUCCAAUAUCAGUUUUGGUUUCGCAGAUACAAGGUGAGAAUUCAACAGAUUUUUAUGGAUCGCGCUUUUGUGCCCUUUAAAAAUCGAUUUCAGCGUGAUCGAAGAUUUUUACGGAUCUAUUUUUUAAUACGUCGUAGAACUGGCGGCGGUGACAUCAGCCCGAUGCAUGUUCGCUCCUUCAAUCUGACAGGGUUGGACGCGGCAACCUAUUACGAGGCGGUCGUUUUGUCCAGAAAUCGUUACGGAUGGAGUCAUCCUUCGGAGAUACUGCGCUUUCACACCGAAGGAGCUCCUGUCGAUUCCAGCGAAAAUUCCGAGAUGGAUGAUGAUCAAGAACAGAACAGGAUAGCAGUCAUACAGCUGCCUUCAAUGUCGCAGCAUUAUCUUCUGACAACGGAUGCAAGCGGAUCGAUUUAUAAUCAAUCGCAAGUCUUAUCGUUGAUAUUAAGUACGCUAUGUAUUUUAAUCAUAACACGCGAUAGAUUUAACUAAUGUUGUAUAAAAUGCGAAGAAUAUAAAGUAGAUUGUUGUAAUUUAUACGUA
Acromyrmex echinatior (Panamanian leafcutter ant) is the source of this 1665-nucleotide messenger RNA. Its product is annotated as limbic system-associated membrane protein. Gene Ontology annotation, cellular component: plasma membrane; axon; neuronal cell body. The record is from RefSeq and is a predicted model, not a curated record. NCBI's taxonomy places the organism in Eukaryota, Metazoa, Arthropoda, Insecta, Hymenoptera, Formicidae. Gene Ontology annotation, biological process: synapse organization; homophilic cell-cell adhesion. Gene Ontology annotation, molecular function: protein binding; axon guidance receptor activity.